AUGCGGGCCCUUCUCCACCUCCCAGCCCUUUCAGCUUCCCUGACCUUGCUCCAGGCUGCGGUGUUGGCCACAAAUGCACAGACCACCACGACUGCUGUCAUCUCUGAUGCUGUGAGGCAGGUCAAGAUCCAAGUCAACAAGGCCUUCCUGGAAUCCCGGACCAGGCUGAAGACAGCCAUGAGCUCGGAGGAGCCCACCUCUCGGCAGCUCUCCCAGUACCUCAAGCAUGCCAAAGGCCGGGCGCGCACAGCCAUCCGCAACGGGCAGGUGUGGGAGGCGUCCUUAAAGAGACUGAGGCAGCAAGUGGCCGUGACCAAUGCCACAGACCCCAGUCUGGACUUGACUGCACUGUCUAGGGAGGUGGGCUGUGAUGCCCCUGUCCCCGCGGUGAAAUGUGACAAGGACAGUCCCUACCGAACCAUUACAGGAGACUGUAAUAACAGGAGGAACCCCGCGCUGGGCGCCGCCAACAGGGCGCUGGCGCGCUGGCUGCCCGCCGAGUACGAGGACGGGCUCUCCCUGCCCUUCGGGUGGACGCCUGGCAGGACGCGGAACGGCUUCCCCCUCCCGCUGGCCCGCGAGGUAUCCAACCAGAUUGCAGACUACAUGAAUGAGGAGGGUGUUCUGGACGCAAACAGGUCCUUGCUCUUCAUGCAGUGGGGUCAAAUUGUGGACCAUGACCUGGACUUUGCCCCCGACACCGAGCUGGGGAGCAGCGAGUACUCCAAAGCACAGUGUGACAAGUACUGUAUCCAGGAAGACAACUGCUUCCCCAUCAUGUUCCCUCCCAAUGACCCCAAGGUGAGGACUCAAGGCAAGUGCAUGCCUUUCUUCCGAGCUGGAUUCGUCUGCCCCACUUCACCUUGCCAGUCCCUGGCUCGAGAUCAGAUCAACGCCUUGACCUCCUUCCUCGAUGCCAGCUUGGUAUACGGCCCCGAGCCCAGCCUGGCCAGCCGCCUUCGCAACCUCAGCAGCCCGCUGGGCCUCAUGGCUGUAAACCAGGAGGCCUAUGACCAUGGGCUGGCUCACCUGCCCUUUGACAUCAAGAAGCCAAGCCCCUGUGAGUUCAUCAACACCACCGCCCGAGUGCCCUGCUUCCUGGCAGGAGAUUCCCGAGCCUCGGAGCAGAUUUUGCUGGCCACUUCCCACACCCUCUUUCUCCGAGAGCACAACCGGCUGGCCAAAGAGCUAAAGAGACUCAACCCUCAGUGGGAUGGAGAGAAGCUCUACCAGGAAGCCCGGAAGAUCCUGGGAGCCUUUGUGCAGAUUAUCACCUUUAGGGACUACCUACCCAUUGUGCUCGGUGAUGAGAUGCAGAAGUGGAUCCCUCCAUACCAAGGCUACAACAAAUCUGCCGACCCCCGAAUUUCUAAUGUCUUCACCUUUGCCUUCCGCUUUGGCCACUUGGAGGUCCCCUCCACUGUGUCCCGCCUAGACGAGAACUAUCAGCCAUGGGGUCCAGAGGCAGAGCUCCCCCUGCACACCCUCUUCUUCAACACCUGGAGGAUAGUCAAAGACGGUGGAAUUGACCCUCUGGUCAGGGGCCUGCUGGCCAAGAAGUCCAAGCUGCUGAAUCAGAAUAAAAUGAUGACCAGAGAACUGCGCAACAAGCUUUUCCAGCCCACUCACAAGAUCCACGGCUUUGACCUGGCUGCCAUCAACAUACAGCGCUGUCGGGACCAUGGGAUGCCUGGGUACAACUCCUGGAGAGGCUUCUGUGACCUCUCACAGCCCCAGACCCUGAAGGAGCUGAAUGCUGUGCUAAAGAACAAGAGGCUGGCUGAGAAGUUACUGGAUCUCUACGGGACCCCUGACAACAUCGACAUCUGGGUUGGGGGUGUCGCCGAGCCCCUGGUAGAGAGAGGCCGGGUGGGGUCUCUCUUGGCCUGCCUCCUGGGGAAGCAGUUCCGGCAGAUUCGUGAUGGAGACAGAUUCUGGUGGGAGAACCCCGGAGUCUUCACUGAGAAGCAGCGGGACUCUCUACAGAAAAUGUCUGUCUCGCGCCUCGUCUGUGACAACACCCACAUCACCAAGGUCCCACGGGACCCAUUCCAGGCCAACAGCUACCCCCAAGGCUUUGUGGAUUGCUCAGCAAUUGACAGUCUAGACCUUUCACCUUGGGCCUCAGUGGAGAAUUAG
Messenger RNA from Callorhinus ursinus (northern fur seal), 2139 nucleotides. Lineage: Eukaryota; Metazoa; Chordata; Mammalia; Carnivora; Otariidae. The record is from RefSeq and is a predicted model, not a curated record.